This is a messenger RNA of Tachysurus fulvidraco (yellow catfish), 2219 nucleotides long. It is a transcript of the gene napsa, whose product is annotated as napsin A aspartic peptidase. Bases 153 to 1331 code for a protein of 392 amino acids. The transcript is spliced from 9 exons. Gene Ontology annotation, cellular component: lysosome. Gene Ontology annotation, molecular function: aspartic-type endopeptidase activity. Lineage: Eukaryota; Metazoa; Chordata; Actinopteri; Siluriformes; Bagridae. The record is from RefSeq and is a predicted model, not a curated record. Gene Ontology annotation, biological process: proteolysis.
UUACCCGAAGAUCAGUGGCGGAUUAAACGGAAGUUUUCAGUCGAAGAACUUUCACAGUGUGUGUGAGAGUGUGUGAGUGUGUGAGUGAGUGUGAGAGUGUAAAGUGGAACUGGGCUGUUUGUGUGUUUUGCUGGUGGUUUGUGGUGUAAAUCAUGAAUAAUCUCGGAGUGAUUGUGGGAUUAAUGCUGUGUGUUCUGGGCACUGACUCCAUUAUCAGGAUCCCUCUGCGUCGGGUGCCGUCUGUACGCCGCACGCUGGUCGAUGGCGCUCUCGCUCGGCACCGACUGAAGUUGCACAGGGAGGAGUGGAGUGUGGACGCUGCUCCGUUUCCUGCAGAGAACCUCUCAAACUUCAUGGAUGCUCAGUACUAUGGUGUGAUCAGUAUCGGGACUCCGGCGCAGGAGUUCACCGUCCUAUUCGACACCGGCUCCUCCAACCUGUGGGUUCCGUCCUUCAAAUGCUCCUUCUUCGAUCUGGCCUGCUGGCUCCAUCAUCGGUACAACUCUAAGAAGUCGAGUACCUAUGUACCGAACGGUGCCGAGUUCUCCAUCCAGUACGGUAGAGGAAGCCUGAAAGGUUUCUUCAGUCAGGACACAGUCAAUCUGGCAGGACUGGAUGUACAGAACCAGACAUUUGCUGAGGCAGUGAAGCAGCCAGGAUUGGUGUUUGCUGUGGCGAGGUUCGACGGCGUCUUCGGCAUGGCGUAUCCUACCCUGUCUGUGGGAAAUGUCCGACCCGUGUUCGACUCCAUCAUGGCUGCCAAACUACUAAAGCGGAACAUCUUCUCCUUCUACAUCAACAGGGACCCUAAAGCGGUGAUCGGAGGGGAACUGACACUGGGUGGUUUUGAUCAGCAGUAUUUUGAUGGAGAUCUUCACUACCUGAAUGUCACCCGUAAAGCGUACUGGCAGAUCAAGAUGGACACAGUGAAGGUGGGAAACACCCUGACGUUGUGUAAGGACGGUUGCCAGGCGAUUGUUGACACGGGGACGUCGAUGAUCAUAGGGCCGGUGCAGGAGAUCAGAGCUCUGAACAAAGCCAUCGGGGCCAUCCCUCUGAUCAUGGGGGAGUACUGGAUUAACUGCAAUAAAAUCCCCUCACUGCCCGUGGUGUCCUUCAGUCUGGGAGGGGAGAUGUUCAACCUGACUGGACAGGACUACAUCUUCAAGACCACACAGUUGGGUGUGACUGUGUGUCUGUCCGGUUUCAUGGCCAUGGACAUUCCGCCCCCUGCUGGUCCUCUCUGGAUUUUGGGUGACGUUUUUAUCGGCCGUUUCUACACCGUCUUCGACCGAGACAACGACCAAGUGGGAUUCGCUCCUGCUAAGUGACUCCAGUGAACCUUGAGCCUGUUAAUAACCAGUGUUUGAGUUCUGACAUUUCUAGACCUGAGCAUCCGUAAGCAGCGUGUCCUCGUGUUCCAAAUGAUCUAACACGUCCGAUCAAAAGAAUUCUGAAGAGUUGGACUAAAAAAAGUUAGCUCCAGCUCCACCUAGUGGAUAAGAGAGAGAGAGAGAGAGAGAGAGAGAGAGAGAGAGAGAGAGAGAGAGAGAGAGAGAUAGGUAGAGGCUUAACUCUUUACCCAAUACUUAAACUUCAUCAGUAAUUAUUUUUUUUAACAUUUACUUAAAUAUGACCACAAAGAUGAAAUUAAGACAAAACUUGAAUUUAAACACGUCAUUAUAAGGUACAGUUAAGGACCAGGUCACGCUUCCAGCCUGCAGCUUUAACAGUAACAUCGUUAAUGUCACUGAUGUGUUUUAUGCCACUUCCCUGAAGCUUCAGCUCGCUGUCAUCUCCUCAGGAGAGACUUCCAUCCUUUUCUUUUCCUUCUUUUUACCUUUUUAAACGUGUCCGAUCACAAGACGUGUAACAGAGUCGACUUAAAGCAUCAGAUAAACGUUCAAUGGAAAAUUCCUGCAGAAUUGUGUUUAGAAAUGUAAGAACAUCGUUAAAAAAGAACGUCUACACGACAGAAAAGGUUUGUAGGUAUCUAAUCGUUCUGUAGAAUGUAGAAUUGUAGGAUUUGGAUUCAGAUUAUGCAUCAAUGAUGAGAAUGUUUUUAUUUUUGUAAACUGGUGAGGCUUCAUCGUGUUCCAGAAUGAUCUGGACGCGUGUGUGGAUGUUUGCAGUUUUAUCUGAUUUUUGCACUGAGACUCUGACUUACACUGCUUUUGGCUUUCAGCUGUGAAACUGAAUUAAAAACGUGUUUAUUAGAA